AUGGCCGACAACAAUGUUGAGGAGAAGCUCGAGAAGCUGAACAUCGAGGGCUCCGCUGCGACGACCGCGCCUAAGAAAGACAAGCCAAAGAAGGAGCCCAAGGCCCCAAAGCCAGCGAAGACACAGCAGAUGCCGGCAAAGAAGAAGGCCGAUGGACCCGUGCUGGUUGGAAUCACAGAGCCCAAGUCGGGAGAUCUGUCAGAGUGGUAUCAGCAGGUCAUCCUCAAGGGUGAACUGCUCGAGUUCACCGACGUGCCUGGCUGCUACAUCUACCUGCCCGCCUCGUACUCAAUAUGGGAGCUGAUUCAGGGAUACUUCAAUGAGCGCAUCAAGAAAAUGGGAGUGAAGAACACCUACUUUCCCCUCUUCAUCACAGAGGCCAACCUGACGCGCGAGGAGGAGCAUCUCGAGGGAUUUGCGGCCGAAGUCGCAUGGGUCACACAUGGCGGCAAGACCAAGCUGGACAAGCCAUUGGCCGUUCGCCCUACCAGCGAGACGGCCAUGUACAGCUACUACAGCAAGAAGAUUCGGUCGCACCGUGAUCUGCCUCUCAAGCUAAAUCAGUGGAACAACGUGGUGCGGUGGGRGUUCAAGCAUGCUGUGCCCUUCCUGCGGUCCAGAGAGUUCCUCUGGCAAGAAGGUCACACUGCACACAUGACCGAGGAGGAGGCUGGAAAGGAAGUCAUGGAGAUCCUGGAUCACUACGCGUCGAUCUACGAAGACCUCCUGGCCGUCCCGGUGGUCAAGGGUCAAAAGACGAAGAACGAGCAGUUCCCCGGCGCACACUACACCAAGACCAUUGAAGGCUUCAUCCCAGCCGUGGGUAGAGGCAUUCAGGCRGCGACAUCUCACUGUCUCGGACAGCACUUUGCCAAGAUGUUCGACAUCACCGUCGAGGAUCCCACACAGCAGGUCAAGGAUGGCGAGGCUCGGAAGAAGCUUCACGUCUGGCAGAACAGCUGGGGCUUCACUACCCGCUCCAUCGGUGUGAUGAUCCUGGUUCACGGAGAUGACAAGGGCUUGGUCAUUCCUCCCAGAGCAGCAGAGGUGCAGGUUGUAAUUGUUCCCGUCGGCGUCACUGCGAAGACUACAGAGGAGGAUCGUGAGAAGCUCUACAACAAGGUCGAUGAGCUGCGGAAUACACUCGAGGCCGCCAACGUUCGUGUCGAGUCGGACUUGCGGGAGGGCUACUCUCCAGGCUUCAAGUUCAACGACUGGGAGCUGAAGGGUGUGCCACUCCGCAUCGAAUUCGGCCCCAAGGACUUCGAGAAGGGUGUUGUCACCACAUCCCGCCGUGACCGGGAGGGCAAAGACACCAUCCMAAUCGAUGCGGUGGGCACCGAGGUUCCCGCGCUGCUCGAGACCAUCCAGAAGGACAUGUUCGAGAAAGCCAACCAGGAGUUUGCCGACCACCGCAAGAUUGUUCGUGAGUGGAAGGACUUUGUUCCAACACUGAACGGCAAGAAUGUCUUGCUCGUAUCGCACUGUCUGGGUGGCGAGUGUGAAGACACCAUCAAGAAGGACUCUGCUGCCAACGUGGAGGGUCAAGAGGUUGACGCGCGUGCUCCUUCCAUGGGCGCCAAGUCUCUCUGUAUCCCUGAGGUGCAGCCAGAAGGUCUGGAGGAGAAGUGCAUCAACCCGAAGUGUGAGAGCAAGGCACAGAAGUGGGUGAUGUUCGGUCGCAGCUACUAG
Messenger RNA from Ramularia collo-cygni, 1692 nucleotides. RefSeq names its product related to proline-tRNA ligase. Lineage: Eukaryota; Fungi; Ascomycota; Dothideomycetes; Mycosphaerellales; Mycosphaerellaceae. Gene Ontology annotation, molecular function: ATP binding; proline-tRNA ligase activity. Gene Ontology annotation, biological process: prolyl-tRNA aminoacylation. The record is from RefSeq and is a predicted model, not a curated record. The coding region runs from base 1 to 1692 and encodes 563 amino acids. The transcript has a single exon. Gene Ontology annotation, cellular component: aminoacyl-tRNA synthetase multienzyme complex; cytoplasm.